CGGCGGCAAUCCGCCCCGUGGACGCAUUCGCUCGUACGCUUCAUCCAAAGCGGACUCACGCACGAGGAGAGACUCGUUGUUUGAUCGUCACAGCGUCGCCGUCCGUUGUUGUUGUCGUUUGCCGUCGAGUCAGACAAUCGUCGAAUUGCGACUGAGAGAGGCAGAGAGGCAACAGAAAGUCUUCCAUCCGAGAGAGGUUUGCCAGUGCGAAGCGGUUGCGCUCUCGUUAAAAAGAAACAGAGAGAGAAACAGGCCGUCGAGAGGAGGAUUUCGGUGGAUCGGUGAUUGGCACAGUAUCGAGUCAACGAGUCAUCGUUAUCCCGGUGCUAUCCUCGUCGAUAAGACGGCGGUGAAAAGCUUCCAGGCGCUCAGAGAUUAUUCGAAAGCUUGAAGAGUUUUCACUGAAGAAGAACAACACGGCGGAUAUGAUGGCUGUCGCAGCGGCACAGAAGAAUCGCGAGAUGUUCGCUAUCAAGAAAUCUUACAGCAUCGAGAAUGGUUAUCCAGCGAGACGACGAUCCCUAGUGGAUGAUGCUCGUUUCGAGACGUUGGUUGUCAAGCAAACGAAACAGAGCGUUCUCGAAGAAGCACGUCAACGAGCAAACGGCGAUGAGACUACCGAACGUUAUUCUUCGUCGAGCGACGACGAACAGGUGGAAACGUUGGCUUGCGCUGCCAAAGAUGGAGAAGCUAAAGCGGAAGUUUCGUCGGACAGCGACGUUGGCAAACCGGAGGAUUACGACAAUGACGUUGGACUGACCGAGGAAGAGGUGGUACUCGCUAAAACUAUAGCGGAAUGCCCGGAGAGCGAGUACACCGUGCAAAAGGCAGCGCUCGUUUUGCGUCUGAGGGAGGGGAUCAGUUCGUUGGCGAGGAUCUUGAAGACGAUCGAGAACUUCAAGGGAACGGUGACCCACGUCGAGUCACGGCCAUCGAAGAGGGAAGGUGUUCAGUUCGAGGUGCUCGUCAAGGUCGACAUGUCCAGGCAGAGCUUGCUGCAGCUGAUCAGAAAUCUCCGCCAGAGUUCCGCGUUGGACGGCGUCAGCCUGCUCGCGGACAAUUCCGUCAGCAUCAAAGAUCCCUGGUUCCCAAGGCACGCGUCCGAACUGGACAACUGCAACCAUUUGAUGACCAAGUACGAGCCUGACCUCGACAUGAGCCAUCCUGGAUUCGCCGACAAGGAGUAUCGCGCUCGUAGGAAGAUGAUCGCGGAGAUUGCAUUCGCGUACAAGUACGGCGAUCCGGUGCCCAGCAUCCCUUACACCGAGACGGAGAACGAUACAUGGUCCCGCGUGUUCAACACGCUCGUCGACUUGAUACCGAAGCACGCCUGCGUGGAGUAUCGGAGAGUCUUCAAGAAGCUGCAAGACGAGAAGAUCUUCGAGUCUCAUCGUAUACCUCAGCUGCAGGAAGUCAGUGAAUUCCUGAAGAAGAACACCGGGUUCACGUUGAGACCGGCGGCUGGAUUGCUCACCGCUCGGGACUUUUUGUCCAGCCUCGCGUUCAGGGUGUUUCAGAGCACUCAGUACAUCCGUCAUGUCAAGAGCCCUUACCACACGCCGGAACCAGACGCUAUCCACGAACUUCUCGGGCACAUGCCACUGCUAGCCGAUCCAAGUUUCGCUCAAUUCUCUCAGGAAAUCGGCCUGGCCUCGCUCGGAGCCUCCGACGAAGAAAUUGAAAAAUUAUCCACCAUUUAUUGGUUCACCGUUGAGUUCGGCCUUUGCAAGGAGGGCGCCGAGGUGAAAGCUUACGGCGCCGGUCUCCUGUCCGCUUACGGAGAGCUUCUUCACGCGCUGAGCGACAAAUGCGAGCACAGGCCCUUCGAGCCAAAGACUACUGCCGUUCAAAAGUACCAGGACCAGGAAUACCAACCGAUUUAUUACGUGGCGGAAAGCUUCGAGGACGCGAAAGAAAAGUUCCGUCGCUGGGUGUCCACCAUGAGCCGACCGUUCGAAGUUAGGUACAAUCCGCAUACGCAACGCGUCGAGGUGCUCGACAGCGUGGACAGGUUGGAAAACCUGGUGUCCCAGCUGAACACGGAGAUGACUCAUCUAACGAACGCCGUCUCCAAGCUCAAACGAUCGUUCGCAUAAAGACGAGAGGCUCUAUGCCCGCGUGACACGACAAGAUUACCCCUUUCGCGGAUCAUCGAGCUUCUUCGGCGUCUAUCCUAUGCGUGUGUGUUCGCGAGAAAUCGCAUAAUUUCCCAUCUCGGUUCGAGGUUUGCUACUUUCCAUGUUUUAUGCAUUUGCUCACUUAAUUUGCAAAUCCUAUUCUCGUUGUUGAGAAUCGUUUCAAGCGGAUUGUAUAUAUAUAUAAAAGUAUUAUAAUUCUUCUUUUUCCUCUUUUUUUUUGUUCAUUUUUCUUUUCUUUUCUUUCUUUCUUUCUUUCUUUCUUUUUUAUUAGAAGGACGUCGUUUAUUAUCGUUCGUCGUUUUUCAUCGAAUCCUUCUCACUCUGUGUAUAAAGUCGUUCGCGCGCGUAGCUGAACGCGCGCGCGUGUGCCCAGACCGUUCGAAAUGUGGAUUCGGUAUAUUUUUAUUAUGCGCUCGUGGCUUCAAUUAAAACGGGGUCACUCGCAUUUGCGUGACACCAGUGUCCGAUAACUUAAUCGUGCUUCCUCGUGUUAUUUAUUCCUGAAUCCGCGCUCAGCAUCGUCCACGAGCGUAACGCUCUUGCAAAGAAAGAAAAAAAAAAAAAAAGAAAAAAAAAGUAUUAUUAGUAGAUCUCUGUGUUCGAUAGAAGCGCGCCGAAUUUCACACGCUUUGAACGUUCCACGCGUAUCUUACGUAUCUCGUUAUUUCGUUCCGUUAUACGUACUGCUAAUUGUAUUUUAUUCUAUCGUAUUACACGUUGUUAUAGUAAUUGUAUUAUUGUGUUAGCGUUAGCCGCGUUCGAAUUUGCUUCGUUCAUUUGCGAUAGAACGUAAUCAACGUGUCGUCUUCGUUUGGAUUAAUUUUUGUUUUCAGACGGCUAGUAUUAUUAUUACAAAGCAACGUAGACUCCUUAUUUCUUAGAUAAUUAUUAACGAACACGUACACAUCUUGAGAAACCGUGCCUGUUCUCCGGUUGGCAGACUGUAACUGUACGUGUUAGGUAAAAUCGUUGUGGUAAUCGUGGAUCGUUAGCCGGUAGAACAGAUUCGAGAAUUUCCUUUAUUUUUGUAUUCCGGUUAGUUUCCAAGACCAGAGAACAGCCAUUGUUUCUCGAGGAACCAGUUAGUAUUCACGAAACACGAACUUCGAUGACGAAGUCACGGAUCAGUGUUGCCUUAGAAAACGCACCAUGUAGCGCGUAGUGCGAGUACUUGCUUACGAGCACCCUGCACCGUUUCCUGUCGCUAAUUCGUACCAAAUACUUCGCCGCGUUCGUAUCGAUACGCACACCUUUAUCGCGCUUGCUGACCUGUAGAAAAGCGUGUGUCUAGAAUUCCUUUGUAUUAUAUUGUAAAGUAUUCCAAGCAUAAUAAAAAGUCUAAGAUAUGAAUCUUA
Molecule: messenger RNA, 3493 nt
Organism: Frieseomelitta varia
Lineage: Eukaryota; Metazoa; Arthropoda; Insecta; Hymenoptera; Apidae
Gene: ple
Product: tyrosine 3-monooxygenase
Exons: 7
Coding region: 426-2096 (556 amino acids)
Biological process (GO): dopamine biosynthetic process from tyrosine
Cellular component (GO): axon; cytoplasm; perikaryon
Molecular function (GO): iron ion binding; tyrosine 3-monooxygenase activity
Source: RefSeq, a predicted model, not a curated record